GCAGCCAAUUUGAGCACAAGUUCCAACAAACAGAAACAAAAACAAAAACAAAAAUACCUGGAAAAACUCAGCAGGCCUGACAGCAUCAGUGGAGAAGAGCCAACAAACAGCAUUGUUCCAACAAUUUGUUCAUUGCUCAUUCUGACAAUUGUCAACAGAUAAUUUGUUUUGUUGAUAUUGAUUGAUGGAUAAAUAUUGGCCAGGGAACCAGGGAUAACUCCCAUACUCUUUUUCAAAAUAAUGCCGUGAUCUUUUACAUCCACCUGAGACAGCAGGAAAGGCCUCGAACCUAUAACUCCACUCAUCUACAAAAGAAGAUGGCCCCUCAUUCCUGAAAUUAAAUACAUCACAUUCACCCAGGCAAACAAUUCAAAACCAGUUACCACUAAGCAUGACUGGUUCAACAGCUAAUUAAAAAUGGCAUUAUAGUGAUGUGCAGCUGUUUAUGACGCAAAUGUAUCACUUGGAUAUCCGAAAAACCUGCGUUACUUACAUGAGGGUGAAUCGAAGCAAGUUUGAGGCAUUUAUUGAUGGUCCUUUUGACAAGCACUUGGAACGUUUGGAUGAUCCCAAGGAAUGGGCUGGUGUGUUGGAGAUGAAUGCUCUAUCACUGAUGUACAAUUGCGAUUUUCUCAUUUACCGGUAUCCUGGAAAACCACCCAUACAAGCUACUAAUAGUGGAUUUGGGAAGAAGAUCUUGCUUUGCUGUUCCAACAAUGGCCAUUAUGAUAGUGUAUUUACAAAACAGUUUCAAGGGCAUGCAGCCACUUGUCAAGCGGUUGUGUAUGAAAUGCUGUACAGAGAUGUCUUUGGAGUGGAUGAGGAAGAACUGCGAGCAGCAGUGGAAUUGUUCCGCAGUCAUGGCAAGAAAACCAGAAGAAGUAUUUCUCAAGGAAAUGAUGAGGCUGAGUACCUUUCUGAAAAGGUUGUCCGGAAGAGCGAGACAGAAAAUAGUGAUCACGAGAGCUCACCAGAAGACAAAACAGCAAAACCUGGAGCAGAAGAAAUAAAGACUGCUGAUGGGCCAUCAAAGAUGCCGUUUCCUUUUAAGGUGUUGAAGGCAUUGGAUUCAGAAAUUUACCGCAAUGUGGAGUUUGAUGUCUGGCUUGAUAGCAGGAAAGAGCAACAGAAGGUGGACUAUAUGGUAGUUUCUGGAAGACAAUACUGUUUAGGUGACAAAUGUCAGGUGAAACUUGAGCAAGGAGAAAAAUACUACAAUGCUCAUAUUCAAGAAGCAGGACAAGAUGGCAACUCGGUGACUGUUUUCAUAGAAGAACUAGCUGAAAAGUUAGCUUUUAUUCACUACAACAGCCACGAUGCUUUACUGGUUCAACAUCUGCACACUGUUCCUUUGUCAAACCUGAAGCCUGUGACUCAAGUAACACCGGUUCCUGCCUGGAAUAUUGUUUCAAACAGAAAAGGUGGAAACUACCAGAAGAUACCUAGUGGAUAUGUUUCAGAGUUAGACCUUGAUCCAAAGUCUCGCAGACGGUUUAUAAAGAAGAUUCGAGGGAAACAGGUUUUUAUGGCUUUUGCUUAUGGCAGGGGUCAGUCUGUGCUUCCUCCACGCUUACAACAUAAUGUUCCAUCGGGAAGAUCAUCUUCCCUUCCUUCACCCCAAAGUGGCAACUUUGCUCAUUAUGAUCAGUACCGGGUCCCACCACCAGCUCAAAGAACUGGAAGAAACAACUAUGCCCCAUCCAGCUGUUACAGCAGAAGUCGUAAACCCAUUCAAUAUGUUAACAAGGAUUGCCAGUUUGGCUAUAUACCAGAGAAUGAGGAAGAACCAAGAGCAACUGAAGAAACUGUAACUUUCUAUGAAAUUGAAGAAGGAAAUGAGCCUUUCCCCGUUGUACAUGACCAGUCAACUUCCUCUCCAAUUUUACCAGCUCCACCUGGGUACUGGGUAACCAGAAGAGGAAGCCCAGUCUCUGUUGGUAAGCAAGUCAAUUCCUCCUCUGAAGAGGCUGAUGAGCCAAGUGAUGGUGAUUCAGGAUAUUCAGAUCCAACAGUGUAUAGUACAGCAGAAUCCACAGCUAACCUAAUGAUGGUAAAUUCAUCAGUGGUAUCAACAUCCAACUGUGGCAGUUCACCCCCAGUUGCAGGUUUCUCCACUAACUCGGCAGAAAUGAACCAAACUUCGGUCACCUACACAACGAUGCCACAGCAGACUGUUCUAUCACCUGUCCUUGUACCUUCUCAUCCUGUUGGGAGGCCAGGUCCUCCCCUUCCUGUCAAUGAAAUGGGUGAAACUAUGAGUUCUGCUGCACCACCAGCACCUCCACCAUAUUCCUAUGAUCCCAAUGGCAAUGAUCUCCCUCGAGAUAGAAAGGUGGUUCAGUAUUACUUCAACCUUGGCUUGCAGUGUUGCCACCAAAACUAUUGGCACUCGGUGGUCUAUGUGCCUCAACAGCAACCAAUGGAUGUAUACCCAGCAUUCCCUGCAGCUUCCCAGUUUAUUGAACAGUCAACCAUGCCACAUGUGUAUGGUGACAGCGGGAGAAAUGAGGACCAUCAAAGCUCCUCUGACACUAUGUCUAAUGGUUCUUAUCCUACUGUGGAGCCUCAACCAGUUCCUCAUUCAACGGUGUAUUAUCCAGUGCUGACAGACCAGUACAUUCCAGCACCUGCUUAUGAUCCCUGUAUCCCUGUAACAUCCACACUUCAUUUUGUUGGUCCCUGGUACCCAACAAACCAGAUGUGUAACAAUUCUUCAAGGCUGCAGAACCCAGCGCCUCCCGCUCCAUUAAAUUAUGUUGGACCUGCCAAUCAGCCUACACAUUAUGUAUCUCACUAG
Molecule: messenger RNA, 2797 nt
Organism: Carcharodon carcharias (great white shark)
Lineage: Eukaryota; Metazoa; Chordata; Chondrichthyes; Lamniformes; Lamnidae
Gene: alg13
Product: ALG13 UDP-N-acetylglucosaminyltransferase subunit
Exons: 21
Coding region: 446-2797 (783 amino acids)
Biological process (GO): protein deubiquitination
Molecular function (GO): cysteine-type deubiquitinase activity
Source: RefSeq, a predicted model, not a curated record